CGUUUGCUGCGACAGCACUUUGCGGCAGCAGGGAAACCGAGGAGAAAGCAGUGACUCCGACUCCAGCGGGACACACUAUCGCCUCAUAAGUCCUCGGUUUAGUGCAAAAUUCGGUGAAGUAACUUGUAUAUGUUUUGUAUAUAACUUCACCUUGUGGAUGAGAUUGUGUUCGACGUUUUCCAAGCGCGAAUCUCCACCUUAAUGCGGUGGGAUGGCCACAGUGCCGCCUGGGCCUAGUAACGCUCUGCCUGCAUCCCCGGCUGAAAUUCCUCCUUUCCCCGGAGCUGGGAUAGCGGAGCCGGCGGGGGGAGACGGAGAACCGGCCUUCUACGGGGAGGACUGUGUACCCGCCGGCACCGGGAAGACGUCGCAGCCGGUAAACGAAGUGAAAGGGUCGUUAAAUAAGAAGCAGAAAAACAUGCUAGCCCGAGCUAGCCCGGCGGCACUGCACCUCAAAAUGCAAGCCCGAGAGCAACAACAGCUAAACGGCUUGGUCAGCCCCUCAGAGGACGUUAACAGUCACCAACGUCCAGGAAACCGACCUGACAAUCCGAGACCGUCCAUAGAUAACUGUGACAGCAGCGGCAGCAGCGGAGGGGCUCCGGCCGUUAGAAGUAACAGUGAGCAUUGCCAACACGAAGGCCACAGCCCCUUCUCCAAAAACGGCAGUCACUCUCCCCUGGUUAACAAUAGUGUGAACGGGAUACCGGGUUUCACGCGAACCGAGGAGGCUCACGAACGGAAAGACGAGUUUGACCGCACGGAGCCGCCGAGACCGCUGAGUGAUCAGCCGUCGGUCUCUGCUGGCCCCGGUGAAGAGGACGGCAUCGCCGACCCGGAGCAGCAGCACCAGGACCAGGAGCAGCUUCCAACCGCGGAGUUGGCCCGACUCGACCUGAACAGUUGUCCCGUCCGAGCGGAAGAGGAGAGUCACGGCAUUCGAUAUGUCCGCUACGAGUCUGAGCUGCAAAUGCCGUGGAUUAUGAGACUGAUCACCAAGGACUUGUCUGAACCUUAUUCAAUUUAUACGUACAGGUACUUCAUCCACAACUGGCCGCAGCUUUGUUUUCUGGCCAUGGUGGAGCAGGAGUGUGUCGGAGCCAUCGUAUGUAAGCUUGACAUGCACAAGAAGAUGUUCCGUCGUGGCUACAUCGCCAUGCUGGCUGUGGAUUCAAAACACAGAAGGAAAAGCAUCGGCACUAACCUGGUGAAGAAGGCCAUCUACGCCAUGGUGGAGGGAGACUGUGAUGAAGUUGUAUUGGAGACUGAGAUCACCAACAAAUCAGCCCUGAAGCUGUACGAGAACUUGGGUUUUGUCAGGGACAAGCGGCUGUUCAGAUACUACCUGAACGGAGUGGACGCGCUGCGGCUCAAACUGUGGCUCCGCUAAAAAGCAAAGAAGAGGGGGAUGGGGGAGGACAGGACAGCGGGUGCUGUUCCCUUCUUUCACGAUCAGCUUGACAGCCUCAGCUCUGCCCUGGUCAUUUCACUCGAGUAAACACAAACACACACACAGUACACAUGCAGACACACACCUGUGCCCAACCACGAGGAGUAUGCACAUAGGUAUGCAUAGACAUGAAAACACACCCUCUUGUUGUCCUUGACUUCUGAACAAUUGUUGUUUUGGAAGAAAUGGAAAGGAAGAAAAUCCCCACCUGAUGUUUUCAUGAAGGGCCCCUUGAUACUUUCUGUGACGAGGAAGGGGCAAAUGAGGGUGGUCUCUGGGAUGACCUUGACUGGGUGACUAGAUGACCUUUGGGCUGUCAUGCUCGAAUGCCACAUGGACUGGUUGUGAGGCAGCUCAGGUGAGGACGUGUGUCCAAACCCAAGAGGACACAGCGCCACACCAAACCCUUCUACAGAACACAGAGCGCAAACUUUACGACAACACCACCAGGUGAAACAAGGAAGUGGGGGCGGUAAAAACAGACAGGGAAGAAAAUAUUUGUGGAGUUUAUUUUUGUGUUUCUUUUUUAACCUUGUAAGUUGGAUGGGGAUGGAACAAGCUAUAGUAUGACUGCGUGUUUGUAUCUUCUCUAAUUUUUUCUUGGGGGAGUGUUUGGCCUAUUUUUGUGUGCAUAUGUGUGUGUGUGUGUGUGUGUGUUUGUGGUAUGAGUGAUCUCACUGUGAGUUGGAGAAUGUUUUCGUGUGACUGCGUGAGCACGUGCUUGGUUGGAAAGGUGCGUACAGUUGUGUCCUUGUUUCCCAUCCUGUCUCCAUUACCUGCCUCAGCCUCCAGGACUGAACGCCUGUAAAGAAAUGCAUGCAUUUAUUUUACUGUGAGUGUGGGACUAAAGCGUGGCAAGUUUGUGCUGAUUAAUCCAGUCUGAAGCCGACCCUCCGACCCCUUCCUGUGUUUGUUGUAAGCAUGUUGGUGCCGAGCAGCUGAUCGAAAACAAAUCACUCCAUUUGCACCUCAACCUUUUGCCCAACUGGUGGAUCCACCACCUAUUUUUUGUUUUAUUUUCCUUCUCUUAAUCUUUCAUCAAAACUGCGACGGAACAUUGGUUUAUUUUCUUCUUUCCUAUUUUUGCAGAUUACGAUUUGUUUUCCUUAAACACACUGCCAGCCAGGGCAAAAUUCCCAAACUGGUGAAAAUUACGGCUUUCGAGGACAUUUCUUGCCAAUCAUAGUGCAGUCAAACUUUUCAAGCCGUCUCAGUUUACUUCCUUUAUAUGAUUUCAGUUUCUCCUCAUUGCAAGUGCCACUCAAUCCAUCAGCACUCUCAGCCACAGCUGCGGUUAUCUGCCUGAUAACAGGCAACGCGCCGCAGCCUCGGCCCGCCUCUGGUCCGUCCUCAGCACCUGACCAGAGGCAAAGUGUUACGUAUGCUGGAUUCCUGUUUUGAGUAUGCCGUGUGCGUGUGUUUAUCUCUUGAUUAAAAACAAAAAAAACGGAAAAUAGACAAGUAUUCUUAGCAGAUUAUAUUUUAUUCUUUUUGUUCGCUUUCAGUUUAUUUAGAUAUGCGUCUAUAGACUUGUUUAAUCUUAACGCUGCUGUGAGCGGCUGAAUCCACUGUGCACUUCCCAGGUGCCCUAACUUUGAUGCACAUCCAACCUCGCCUACUUUUUAAGAUCUCAAGCGUGGAACAUGUCAUAGAUGCACCUUGAUGUUUCAAUCCACACUAAUUCUGGCAAAGAACGUUUGCUUCAGAUGCUUCUGUGUUUUUUCUUGAAAGUAAAAUGAACAAAGGUCAGAUGCACUUCUGUGGAAAUUGCUGCGGUGUGUAUGUAUAAAUGUGUUCUGUUAUUUUGACAACGGGGUGGAUCUGCUCUGACAGAUUUUUAUUUCUCUACUUUCAGAGGGCCCCGCACAGGAAAAGCAGAGCCUUUAUGGUGCUGUAUUUCUCCCCCCCCCCUCCUCUCUAAUGAGGACACUUGUUUGUAACAGAAAGGAACAAAAGCUCACUUUCCUUUCUUUCCAGGGUUUGAGUUUGCACUCGCUGCUGGGCAGGAGCCUGUGUAGUCCGUAGUUAAGGGGAGAUUAAACUCUUAAGUCACCCUAGAUUGUUUUAUUGAUAUUAUAAAUAAGUCAAAUUGGAAAGCAAUCUGCAUCACAGGUUGUAAAAUGCAGUUUUUGUUUACAGGUUAAGAUUUGAAGUUAUGCAAUUGGACAUCUGUGUACUUUUAUCCUGCCUAUCAGAUUAUGAGUAGAAAAGCACUCAAAAGAUGCUGCCAAGCAACACGACUCAGAUUUCGGUGCAGUCUGCUACAAAUAUUAACUACAGAACAAACAGAAAUGUCCUGUCCUAGCUGUUUAAACUGUGUAAGAGCAGAUGGAUGAAUCUCUUUUGAUGACACUACAACACCUUGUUCAUGUUUUGGGUUUAUAUCCACCCGAUGGAUCUCACCCAAUGAGCCCAGGGCUGAAAAGGAGAGUAGAUGUUUACAGACGUGCCACCCACAUAACAGCCUGUGUAUGUAAGUUUGUAUGUGCAUUUGGAACAAUGGAUCGGAGUCUGUCUGUUUUCAGAUUUGUUUAAGAGUGUUCUAUUCAUUGUAUUGAGAGCUUCUUUUUUUUCUUUUUGGUGAAUCACCUGUUGGGAAAGAGGGUGAUUUUGGGUUGAUUUAUCAGAUUUAUUUUUGAUUUCUGUGCUACUUAGCCCAUUCGGAGUUGUAACUAGAACGAUGAGCAUACAAAAAUGACCUCGACCCAGAAUGACAGUGGUUAUAUUUGCUGCUCGUCCCACACCAAUUUCAAUUAUCUCCCUCAAACUCUUGAGUAAUUCUGCUGUCAGCCCGAAGAGGUGUUUUAGAUGCCGAAGGAAAUGGGUAUCAUGUCUUUUUUCUUUUAAUCCUGUGAAACACUGGUAGUUCCAGUAGAUAUAUGGGCAUUACAGCCUGCCACAAUGAAACAAAGGGCUCUGUUUUAUCAUCGCGGGGCUCCAUCACCACUAUCACAUUUGUAGCUAUGGCUUGUGGUGUUGCAUAGGUUUACCUGACGGUCUCAUGACGACUCCUCUGCAUUUGGAGUCUCUUACCAUGCUAGUGGGUGUUCACAGACCUUAGUGGCUGAUUUUUGUUUUUUCUUCCCCCUGUUCUGAACAUUCACUAUUCUGUCAAGGUUGCUUGUUCUAACAAUGUCAAUGCCACCUCUGCCCUCACCCAAGCAACCUGCCAUUCUGCAUUUACAAUAUGGAUUCCCCCAGAAACCUGUUUGAUGGUCAGACAAUUAACAAUCCUAUUGGAAGUGGUAGUGCACAACAAAAUGCUAUAGUCCCUUAGACCAGCGAGCCAACCACACGGGGCUACCCGCAGUAUUUUCCAGGCGCCCAGCUCCGCCUCCACCGCCAUCCAUAAAGUGUGCAAAGGGGAGAGCAAAAGGUUUUUUUGCAUGUCAAAUCUGUUUCCCCCUGUUCCUCCUUCCCCUGUCCCCUCUCUUGAUUUGGAUCUGGAAAUGUCCAAUAGCUUUUAUUUAAUGUGGAAAAAGAACACAGAAAUAAAUUAUUUGAUUUUUUUAA
This is a messenger RNA of Solea senegalensis (Senegalese sole), 4963 nucleotides long. It is a transcript of the gene naa30, whose product is annotated as N-alpha-acetyltransferase 30, NatC catalytic subunit. NCBI's taxonomy places the organism in Eukaryota, Metazoa, Chordata, Actinopteri, Pleuronectiformes, Soleidae. Gene Ontology annotation, molecular function: protein-N-terminal amino-acid acetyltransferase activity. Bases 212 to 1390 code for a protein of 392 amino acids. The transcript has 4 exons. The record is from RefSeq and is a predicted model, not a curated record. Gene Ontology annotation, biological process: N-terminal peptidyl-methionine acetylation. Gene Ontology annotation, cellular component: NatC complex.